This is a messenger RNA of Oncorhynchus gorbuscha (pink salmon), 3533 nucleotides long. Its product is annotated as piggyBac transposable element-derived protein 4-like. Bases 1580 to 2434 code for a protein of 284 amino acids. The record is from RefSeq and is a predicted model, not a curated record. The transcript is spliced from 2 exons. NCBI's taxonomy places the organism in Eukaryota, Metazoa, Chordata, Actinopteri, Salmoniformes, Salmonidae.
GUAUUAUAGAGAACACAUAACUACUGUAUUAUAGAGAACACAUAACUACUGUAUUAUAGAGAACACAUAACUACUGUAUUAUAGAGAACACAUAACUACUGUAUUAUAGAGAACACAUAACUACUGUAUUAUAGAGAACACAUAACUACUGUAUUAUAGAGGACACAUAACUACUGUAGGAGAGAGGACACAUACAGUUGAAGUCGGAAGUUUACAUACACUUAGCUUGGAGUCAUUGAAACUUUUUUUUUUUUUUCAACCACUCCACAAAUUUCUUGUUAAAACCUCUUUAGGCUAUGCAGGACGUUAGCGUCCCGCAUAGGCUAACAUCUGGUGAAAUAGCAUAGCGCAAAGAUACUAAAUACACAAUUCAUAAUAUUAAACAUUCUUGUAAAUACAUGUUAAGCUUUUAAAUGAUGUUAGAUACAUCUUCUUAGCAAUCCUUACGAUAAUCUGACGACAGCGCGUCACACACACAAGUAUUACUAGCAUAUUCCAACCAAGCAUUAUAGCGUCACAAAAAGCCAGAAUUGGCACUAAAAUAAUCAUUUACCUUUGAAGAUCUUCUUUUGGCAAUACAAAAAGUCCAAUCUUCACAAUAAAUAGUUGUUUUGUUCGAUUAAAUCCAAUUUUAUAGCAUAAAACGACACAUUUUGUAAACUGCUUGUGUCAUGAAUUCCGUAUCCUUCAACUUUCAAUGAGACAUUCGAUGCAAUUACUCACACUACAUUUACGUUUAUCUAGUCAUGGUUGGUUUCAUUGUAAUCCUCUGUUAGUAACACAACCAUACUUGAUGGUUCUUUUUACAGGCGUAUUGACCGAAAGGAACUGAUUUGAACACAUCAAACAAUGACCUCAUUGCGUGCCAAUGAUAUCACCAGUGCUUCUUUGAAUGACUGUAUUUCUGCCCAAUCACCACUGAUUGUCUUGAAAUCUUGCUUGGUAGACAGACAAUGGGCUGAGGUAAACGGCAAUAUCUAAUGUUUAUAUCCGGGAAGACCAGCUUUUGAACAAUUUUUUAAAAUUGUACCUUUAUUGAUUCGAGCGUAACACAGCCAUUUGCCAUUGGAAUUUCUACCCGAAGGAGCCACUUUGUUUGCGCGAAGCAGUAUUGAGUCAAGAUCAUUUUCCGCUAUUUUAUUGAAGGAAUUAUGGCGAGUAAAUCUGGAAAAUCAAAGGCAAAGUCCAAGUAUACAGAUCUACAUGAUAUUAUUGAUGAGAUUGAUAGAGAAAGUGACACAGAAUUACAAGAAGAUCUAUCGGAUUGUAUGUCAAGUUUCGACUCCCAAUUUGAGGACAUGUUUCUGUAUGGUGAAGAUGCCAUUCUUGAUUGCCCCCAUUGCCAAGGUGCCCAUCCCCCACAGGAGCUGGAUCAUCUAGCUGGACCCCUGCUGUCUCCGGCUCCACACCUACCCCCGCCCUGCCAGGUGGGAAGUCUGUGACAAAGAAGCGGAGGUGGGGUAGAGCGAAACCUGCAACCAGAGAGGAGGAGGGUCGUUGGCACUCUGUGCUGGAGGAGGAUGUGUUGCCUACACCUCCAGUAUUCAGACCGAAGAGGCCAUCGGGACCUCAGCUGGACAUGCCCUCUAAGUACAGCCCCAUGCAACUUUUUCAGCCGUUUUUCACCUCGGCAGUUGUUGAUUCCCUGGUGUCGAACACAAAUAAGUAUGGUGCUAAGAAGCAAGCAGACAAGAAAGAGGGAUGGAAGCUAAAAACCCUGAGAGACUACUGGAAAACUGCUCCCCUCUAUCAACUGCCUUUCCCAUCCACUGUCAUAUCAUGCAAAAGGUUUCUGACAAUCUCACGGGCGCUUUAUAUCAGUGACCCAGAAGUUGAUGAGGACAAUGAGAAGAUGAAAGGCACAGCAAGGUUUGAUAGGCUGUGCAAAAUAAAACCUCUCUACCCCAGCAUCGUUGAGGCUUGCAAAACCUAUUUUCAGCCUGCCCAGAACGUUUCCAUCGAUGAGAGGAUGGUAGCCUCAAAGGCCAGAAUUGGCCUAAAACAAUACAUGCGUAACAAACCAACUAAAUGGGGUUACAAACUGUUUGUUUUGGCUGAUUCUGCGUGUGCAUACACGUGCAAUUUAUUUGUUUAUGAGGGGAAGAGCAGUUUUGCGACCGGUAAGGGACCUAGCUAUGACUCUGUUAUGCAGUUAUUCGAUUUUCAACUCCUGGGGAAGGGCUACAAACUGUUUGUGGACAACUUCUACACAAGCCCUACCCUGUUUGCAGACCUGAGGAAGCGGGAUGUGUGGGCUUGUGGCACCAUUCGGACCAACAGAGUGGGCUUUCCAAAGACAAAGGUGAACGGCAGGCCUAAGGGGGCUGAGCGGGGUACCAUGCGAUGGAUCCGUGAAGAUGGCCUGCUGUUUGUGAAGUGGAUGGAUACCAGAGAGGUGGUCAUGUGCUUCAGUAUCCACAAGUCCUUCAGUUGAGAUCACGUCGUCACGCGUGUGAAGGGUGCUACUGGGGCAUGGACCACAAAAAAUGUCCCCAUUCCUGCAGCCAUGAAGGACAACAACAAGAGCAUGGGAGGUGUGGACCUGUCAGAUGCACUGAUUGGCUACUACAAUGUUCUCCACAAGGCAAUGAAAUGGUACAAGACGUUUUUCUAUCAUUUCAUUGACGUUGCUGUGGUGAAUGCCUUCAUCCUCCAGAAGGAAAUGGCUAAGCUGUGGACAGCCACCCAUCUCACAGCAAGCCUUCAGGGAGCUGCUCAUCCAGGAGCUUGCUAGCUACAGCAAGUCCACUGCAGCACCUUCUGUCCCCUCUACCUCUGUCCAUUCUCCUCCAACCAGUAGUGUUCACCUGCCCAGAUUCAUCUCUGCAGGCAUGAAUGUGCCUCAGGGCAAAAGGGCACAGUAGGGAGACGUCGUUGUGUUCUGUGUCACAGGAAAUGCCCCAUCACCUGCACCAGCUGUUCAGUAACCCUCUGCUUUACAGCAGAAAGAGACUGCUAUUGGGCAUGGCAUCAGAAGAACAAUAUUGUGUAGAGGACUGAGGGUCUUCACAAUAUUGUACAUUAUACAUUGAAUGUGUGUAAAUAGUUACCCUUGUUAUUUUACAUUUAUUAAAAAUGUCAUUUUUUUGUGGUGUGGUGGGGGGGGGUUGUUAGAAUUGCAUUUUAGUGUUUUGUAUAUAGUCAUUUACUUAAAAUGUAUCUCUGUACCAAUUCGGCCACUUGGGUACAUUUGGGCAACUUGUGUGGGACAUCUGGAUGACUACAUGCUCAAUAUCAUGUAGCUCAAUAUCAUGUAGCUCACUCAUUCCUGAAGAUAUCUUUCUGAAACCUUUUUCAAAUACUGUUGCCAUCUUAUGUUCUUCAUUCAAACCACCCCAAGCAUCCUAUCUGUAUGUUUGGAUGUUCUUGUUCAGUUGAAAGAUGAUGCAGCAACAAUAAAAACAGAAAACAUAUGUUUAUUUCCUUGUAUUUUCUUCUACCAGAUCUAUGGUGUUAUAUUCUCCUACAUUCAAUUCACAUUUACACAAACCUCAGAGUGUUUCCUUUCAAAUGAUACCAAGAAUAUGCAUAUC